AUGGGGUGCUGGAUUUUGAAUGAGAGUCUCUCCAUCAUAUUAGUACUCUUGUGGCUGGGAGUGAAUUUAUAUCUGUUUAUUGACACAUUCUGUUGGUAUGAAGAGGAAGAAUCUUUCCUUUACACGCGUGUUAUUCUGGGUUCAACGUUGGCUUGGGCACGAGCAUCUGCAGUGUGUCUGAAUUUUAACUGCAUGCUGAUUCUGUUACCAAUCAGUCGAAACCUUAUUUCAUUCAUGAAAGGGACAAGUACUUGCUGCAGAGGCCCAUGGAGGAGGCAAUUAGAUAAAAAUCUCAAAUUCCACAAACUGGUCGCCUAUGGGAUAGCUAUUAAUGGAGCCAUCCACAUCAUCGCCCAUUUGUGCAACCUACAGCGUUACCACUGGAGCCAGUCAGCUCAAGCAGAGGGACUUCCAGCCGCUCUUUCCAAACUUGGCGAUGCCCCAAAUGAGAGCUACCUCAACCCCAUCCGGACCUUCCACACAAACACCAUCACUGAAUCGCUAACAACCAUUGCGGGUGUUACUGGCCUCGUCCUCUCUCUGGCUUUAAUCUUGAUCAUGACCUCUUCCACCGAGUUCAUCCGACAGGUCUCCUAUGAGUUGUUCUGGUGCACACACCAUGUGUUUAUCAUCUUCUUUAUCAGUCUGGCAUUCCAUGGGGCCGGUCGGAUUGUUCGAGGCCAAACUCCUGAAAGUCAACUGCAGCACAACGUCACCUUCUGUAGAGAUCACUAUGCUCAGUGGCAGAAGGUGGCCCCAUGCCCCGUGCCUCAAUUUUCUGGCAAGGAGCCUUCGGCUUGGAAAUGGGUUUUAGGCCCUGUGGUCUUAUAUGCGUGUGAAAGAAUAAUGAGGUUGUGGCGGUUUCAACAAGAAGUUGUCAUUACCAAGGUGGUGAGCCACCCGUCUGGAGUUCUAGAAGUUCACAUGAAAAAGCGUAACUUUAAAAUGGCGCCAGGACAGUACAUCCUGAUCCAGUGCCCAUCCAUAUCCCGGCUGGAAUGGCACCCCUUCACCCUCACCUCCGCUCCUCAGGAGAACUUCUUUAGUGUUCACAUCCGGGUUGCGGGAGACUGGACGGAAGCCUUAUGUAAGGCCUUUGGGGCAGAGGGACAGACCUCGAAGGAGCUCUGCAGCCUGCCAAGGCUGGCAGUGGACGGGCCGUUCGGAACCCCACUGACGGAUGUAUUCCACUACCCAGUGAGCGUGUGCAUCGCCGCGGGAAUAGGGGUCACUCCCUUCGCCUCUCUUCUGAAAUCUAUAUGGUACAAGUCUGAGUCACAAACCCAGCUGAAGCUGAGCAAGGUGUAUUUCUACUGGAUUUGCCGGGAUCCAAAGGCUUUUGAGUGGUUUGCUGAUCUCUUACUCUCGCUGGAAACACUUAUGAGUGAGCAGGGGAAAGCUCAUUUUCUGAGUUAUCAUAUAUUUCUUACCGGCUGGGAUGAAAAUCAGGCUGUUCACAUUGCUUUACACUGGGAUGAAAGUACCGAUGUGAUCACGGGAUUAAAGCAGAAAACGUUCUAUGGAAGACCUAACUGGAACAACGAGUUCCGACAGAUGGCCUAUGCUCACCCUGGCAGCAGCAUUGGUGUGUUCUUCUGUGGACCCAAAGCUCUCUCAAAGAUGCUUCAAAGGAUGUGCCGCUUAUAUUCCUCAGCUGACCCCAUGGGUGUCCAUUUUUACUACAACAAAGAAAGCUUCUAAACCUUGGAGAAAAAAUCCCAUGUGUUAUGUAAGUGGCUACAAUCAUGUAGGUCAGCAGUCAGGAAAUGUUUCCUGUAAAGAGCCACAGAAUAAUUAUUUUAGGUUCCAUGGACCAUAUGAUCUCAGUCACAACUA
This is a messenger RNA of Lontra canadensis (Northern American river otter), 1836 nucleotides long. It is a transcript of the gene NOX3, whose product is annotated as NADPH oxidase 3. Gene Ontology annotation, molecular function: superoxide-generating NAD(P)H oxidase activity. Gene Ontology annotation, biological process: defense response; superoxide anion generation. Lineage: Eukaryota; Metazoa; Chordata; Mammalia; Carnivora; Mustelidae. The record is from RefSeq and is a predicted model, not a curated record. The coding region runs from base 1 to 1701 and encodes 566 amino acids. The transcript has 13 exons. Gene Ontology annotation, cellular component: NADPH oxidase complex; plasma membrane.